Messenger RNA from Populus trichocarpa (black cottonwood), 2721 nucleotides. Its product is annotated as G-type lectin S-receptor-like serine/threonine-protein kinase LECRK3. The coding region runs from base 123 to 2552 and encodes 809 amino acids. Gene Ontology annotation, biological process: protein phosphorylation. Lineage: Eukaryota; Viridiplantae; Streptophyta; Magnoliopsida; Malpighiales; Salicaceae. The transcript has a single exon. Gene Ontology annotation, molecular function: protein serine/threonine kinase activity; ATP binding. The record is from RefSeq and is a predicted model, not a curated record.
UUCUUCACAACAUUAUGUAAUGAGCUGUUCAGGAGAAAAGUCUCAGCUCAAGAGCUUCUUCUAUAUGUAUUCUGCAUUAGCUCUUCAAACUGAUACAUUGCUAAGUCCAAACUCCUCUAAAAAUGGCUUUUCCUUGUUUUAGGACUACCCUCAACCUCUUGCUGUUUCUUGUCCUGACACCUUCUGUGUUUGCCCAAACUCCUCCUAAUGUUACUUCGGGUUCAUACCUUAUUGCUUCUGAUACAUCAGUUCCAUGGAAGUCCCCUUCUGGUGAAUUUGCUUUUGGAUUCCACCAAAUCAACAAUCAAAAACUUUUCUUGCUUGGCAUCUGGUUCGAUACAAUACCGGAGAAAACAUUAGUUUGGUAUGCAAACGGAGAUGAUAUGGCACCUGAAGGAUCGAAGGUUGAGCUUACUCUUGAUGGUAGUUUCAGACUUACUAGUCCUCAAGGGCGAGAAAUAUGGAAGCCUCAAUCUUCUGUAGAUGGAGUUGCUUAUGCUGCCCUACUCAACAACGGCAACUUUAUUCUCACAGAUAAUAGUUCCAAGUCUUUGUGGGAAACCUUCAAGGAUCCCCGUGAUACCAUGCUGCCAACUCAAAUACUUGAAGUUGGUGGAAAGUUAUCGUCCCGGCUAAAGGAAAGUAGCUACUCUAAGGGAAGGUUCCUGCUUCGCUUGCAACCAAAUGAUGGGAGUGUUUUGCUCAAAACACUUGCCUUGCCAACAGGUUAUGAAUAUGAGGCUUAUUUUAAGAGCAAUACUUCUGAUGGUGCUUCACCACAGAAUUCUGGCUAUCAGUUAGUCUUUGACAAGUCAGGUCAACUCAAUGUUCUCCUAGACAGUAGAAGUGUUGUUAACCUCACCAAGGGAAGAGAGUCUCCAGCCGGAGAUUACUUUUACAGGGCGACGCUUGAUGUUGAUGGACCUUUUACUCUGUAUGCUCAUCCCAGGGCUCAAACAAAUGGUAGAUGGGGACAGACAUGGGUUGCUAUUUGGUCUGUCCCGGACAAUAUAUGUACUGAUAGUAAUGGUGACUUGGGUGGUGGUCCUUGUGGAUAUAACAGCUACUGUAAACUUGGCACAAACCGAAGGCCUAUCUGUGAAUGCCUUCCUGGGUUUUCCCUCUUCGAUACCAGCAACGAGUUCGGUGGCUGCCAGCUGAACUUAAUGCCAAAUUGUGAGCAAGGAAAAUCAAAGCCAGAGGAUUUAUAUGCACUGCAAGAGGUGCCAAAUACAUAUUGGCCAUCUUCAUCAAACUACGAACAAUUGCAGUCACUAAAUGAAGAUGACUGUGGACGAUUGUGCCUCUCUGAUUGUAACUGUGUUGUUGCUGUCAUCAAAGAGGGGACCUGUUGGAAGAAGAAAAUGCCACUUUCAAAUGGUAGACAAGACUAUAGUAUCUAUGGGAAGGCUCUAGUUAAGGUAAGUAAAUCUGCUGUUUCUUUAGACGAACCCUCUCGGCGAAAGUCAAAUACGGGGAACAAGGAUCAAAGAGCUUUACUUCUGGCAGGAGCAAUUCUUCUAGGUAGCUCAGCACUACUUAUUUUCCUAUUUAUAGUAGCAGUAUCUCUGUUUCUGCUCCAACCACACCAUAGAAGAAGGAAACUUACCAGAUCAUCUAGCAUUCUGGAAACAAAUCUACGCAGUUUUACGUACAAGGACCUGAAAGAAGCCACGGAUGGAUUUAAAGAGCAGCUUGGACGAGGUUCGUUUGGAACUGUAUAUAAAGGACUUUUAACAUCACAGAGUUCAAGAAACUAUGUUGCAGUUAAGAAGUUGGAGAGGAUGGUGCAAGAAGGCGAGAAGGAAUUCAAAACAGAAGCAAGCGCGAUAGCAAAGACUCACCACAAGAAUUUGGUCAGAUUGCUUGGAUUCUGUGAUGAAGGGCCAAACAGGCUUCUGGUCUAUGAGUUUAUGAGCAAUGGCACCUUAGCUGGUUUCCUAUUUGGAAUUUCCAGACCUGACUGGAACAAACGCAUUCAAAUGGCAUUCGGCAUUGCACGUGCGCUUACAUACUUGCACGAGGAGUGUAGCACACAGAUUAUCCAUUGCGACAUCAAGCCCCAAAACAUACUCCUUGAUGGCACAUUUACAGCAAGAAUCUCAGACUUUGGACUGGCAAAGCUCUUAAUGAAUGAACAAACACGCACACAUACAGCUAUUAGAGGGACCCGAGGAUAUGUCGCACCAGAGUGGUUCAGGAACAUGCCAAUUACAGCAAAAGUGGAUGUUUAUAGUUAUGGGAUCAUGCUAUUGGAGAUCAUUUGUUGCAGAAAGAGCCUUGAUAUGGAAAAUGAGAAAGAAGAGGAGAUCAUACUAGCAGACUGGGCCCAUGACUGCUAUAAAGGAGGAAAAUUAGACGAGCUGGUGAAGGCUGACGAGGAGGCAAAAAAUGACAUGAAGACGUUGGAGACGUUAGUGAUGGUGUCAAUUUGGUGCAUACAAGAGGAUCCUUCUCUUAGACCUUCUAUGAGGACAGUCACACAAAUGCUUGAAGGAAUCGUUCAGGUUUCUGCUCCCCCAUGUCCUUCCCCUUUCAGUUCAAUCUGCUAAGAAAUACCAGUUCCAAAUUAUUCUCCCCUCGCUUUCUCAUCAUUAAAUUUGCUUUGCAAGUAAUGUAUGUUGGCAUUAGCUGUACAUUGAUUUAGUUGAGAGUUUUUAGGAGAGAUUUUAGUAUUCGAUUUACAUUAUAGCUGCACAUAUUUCAUUUGUUAUGGAUAUA